AUGGAACUACAGGGGACUUUUCACUCACUGAAAUUGGAGAACCUCCACAGGUGCACAGUGCAAGUGAAGCUGGAGCUUGGGCACCGAGCCCAACUCCGGAAAAAGCCCACCACCGAAGGGUUUACUCACGACUGGAUGGUAUUUGUCCGUGGCCCAGAACAAUGCGACAUCCAGCAUUUUGUGGAGAAGGUGGUCUUUCGGCUACAUGAAAGCUUCCCUAAACCCAAACGUGUGUGCAAGGAGCCUCCUUACAAAGUGGAGGAGUCCGGCUACGCUGGUUUCAUUAUGCCUAUUGAAGUAUACUUCAAAAAUAAGGAGGAGCCGAAGAAAGUUUGCUUCACAUAUGACCUUUUCCUGAAUCUGGAGGGAAACCCACCCGUGAACCACCUCCGCUGUGAGAAACUGACAUUCAACAACCCCACGAAAGAAUUCAGACGCAAACUUAUUAAGGCUGGAGGGGUGAUGGUAAUGCCAGAAGGAGCAGAAACAGUGUCCAGGCCAAGUCCUGACUACCCUAUGUUACCCACAAUACCGCUCUCUGCCUUCUCUGAUCCCAAGAAGACCAAACCAUCCCAUGGGUCAAAGGAUGCAAACAAAGACAGUAGUAAAGCAUCCAAACCACACAAAGUAACCAAGGAGCAUAGAGAGAGGCCAAGGAAAGACUCGGAGAGUAAAAACUCCUCCAAAGACCUUGAACGAGAACAAAGCAAACCUUUGAAAGAUUCCUCCAGGAAACCAGCUGAGAACAAACUGCCUAAGGAGGAGAAAGCACCUCCUAAAGCUGCUUUCAAGGAACCAAAACUGGCCCUGAAGGAGACCAAACUGGAGAACACUUCUCCAAAGGGUGGACCACAGCCAGAGUCAAAAUCUUCCAGCAAGAGGCCCUCUAAUGUGGAAUCACCAAAGCCUAGUGCCAAAAAGCAAAAAAAGAGCAGCUCCAAAGGGGCGAAGAACAUCCCAGGAACUUCUCCCCGAACCUCGUCUUCCUCGUAUCCAGAGAAGAAACAAACCAAGGAGAAGAUAAAUGCCAAAGUGGAGAAAGUAAAAACUGAAAGCGAAGCCAAGGAGAUCAAAAAACCCAUGGAGAUGGAGGAGUCAAAUUCAGAGGAUGAAACUUCUUUUAAAUCCGAGGGGGUGAAGUCUGUCCACUCCAGUCCUUCCAACUCCAGUUCCAGCUCAGAUUCCAGUUCUGACUCGGAUUUUGAACCAUCUCAGAAUCACAGUCAAGGCCCAUUGCGCUCCAUGGUAGAGGAUCUACAGUCAGAGGAAUCGGACGAUGAUGACUCCUCUUCUGAGGAAGAGGCGGCAGUCAAAGCCAACCCAGUCAGUCGGGAUUCCAGAUUGAGUCUUAGCGACAGUGACAGUGACAACAGUGCGGACUCCUGCCUGCCCAGUCGAGAACCUCCUCCCAGUCAGAAACUGCCCCCAGCUAAUAAUAAGGCCUCGGGAAGAAAGAGUCCAGAAUCUUGCAACAAGCCAGAAAAGAUCCUAAAGAAGGGAACAUAUGACAAGGCCUACACUGAUGAAUUGGUGGAACUUCACAGACGGCUGAUGGCGUUACGGGAGCGCAAUGUGCUACAGCAGAUUGUAAAUCUCAUUGAGGAAACUGGGCAUUUUAAUGUUACCAACACAACCUUUGACUUUGACCUUUUCUCCUUGGAUGAAACAACCGUCCGCAAGCUGCAGAGUUAUUUGGAAGCAGUGGCAACAUGACGCUUAGCCUCGGAAGCGGGCUGCUUUUGAAACCAGAAAUCCCAUCUCUUGGUACCAGGAAACAAACCCGUGGAACUCGGCCUUCUUACUCUCAAUUCACCCGAAGCACUGCCUUAGAGAACAGCCAUGCUCUGUGAUGCACAACCUGCUGCACUUUUUUCAAACAAGCACCCGCAUUGCUGAGUCUGUCCUCCCUAGCUUCGUAAACACGCUUGGGCACAGGUACUGAGUAGAGCAAAAGAUGUGCUACUCCCAGCUACACAAAAGUGUGACCUUUUUCUGUUUUAUUUCAAGAAAUUGUGUCUUUAAGAAUACGUUUGCAGCUGUCUCUGAGAGCCGAAGAAAUGUGGACAAUGCUUUCUUGGCUAAAUCCAGGGGCCAACUUACCUGCAGAGUGACUCAAGAGAGUCGGAUUGCACCCAGCUCUGUGAAGAAUUGUUUGUGUGGUGUAAGCAAGAUUGGCUUUUACAAAGCUAGCCAUGUGACUGGCAACAGAGAAUGCUUCCCAAUGGGUCCUGUUGGUCUGUUGCAGAGGAAGUGGGUAGUUACCACUUUUGAUCAUUUGCAAAUUCUAGAGCGGUUUGAUACAGCAUGGUGACUGCAAUCUGAUCCCUGGAAGGCAUUGCUCAAUAUGCAGCGUGCAGGACCUUUUUCUGUGUUUCAGCUUCUCAGAGAGACAGUUUGUGCUCUUUGAAGAGGCCUCCAGAAUCUGCUGUCUCCCGCUGUGGUUUUGAGACUUCUUGUUGAUCCAAGCCCCUAAACAAAGUCUCACUCCUUUCAGUCUGCUUUAACUGUAAUAGGACUACAAAACUGUAAGCUGUAUAUUUUAUAUAUAUAUAUUAUAUAUAUAUAUGUAUGUACUGUAUGUAUAAGAAGGGCCUAGCUGGUCUUAAGAUUUUAAGGGUGUGAUUUUUCUGUUAUGUUUUUUUAAAGGAGGGUGGGGUUAAUAAGAUUUGACUUGUUUGUUUGUUAAAAUGCCUCUUGUGAACAAUUUUUAGUGUAUGAAAGCUGAACAGCGAUCUUCAAAGCAUUUUGUGCUCUGGAAGGGACUUACCUGUCUCACUUUCAUUCUUCAGUGUUUGAAUAACUUUGCCAAAAUAUGUCAUUGGUUCUUGUUCUGCGUUCUCAAGGAUGAAAUUUUCCUACAGUAGCCCCUAUAAUAGUGGCUAUACUCUGGGAAAACCAAAACAAGGGAGUAUUUUAUCUUGGGACACCCCUAGAAAACAAAGGCUUGAAGCGAGUGAAGUCAGGUUUUUCUCUCACCUGUUCGAAAUCGCAAACACUAAUUCUAGUUAAACUAGCAUUGACUUCCAGAUGGAGGUGGGGGAAAUACCUGUCAUGUCUUCAGAAAUACAUUAAACUCUUCUUGCCUAAAGUCAGUAUUUUUAAAGAAAUAACUUUCACUUUUCCAGUCAAGUUGAAGCUUUUGCCAGUUGUAAAUGGGCUGUUGGCAAAGAACUAUGAGGAAAGCAAAGCUCAGAAUAACCUACACAGACAAACAGAACUUCUUAAUCAGUGCCACGGGGAGCUGGAUGAGGUAUAAAAAAAAAAAAGAUCAUUCUAAGACUUCCCCCAUGUGCUGUCCCACUUUUCAACAUGAAAUUGUCGUAGUCCCUUGGUUUUGAUGUUCCCUUUCUUUAUCAUGGAAAUGUUGCAACUAAGAGAUUUAAGUGGCAAUAUAAUGAUAAGCUUGUUUGAGUUGGGUCAUGUUGAUCCUAUUCCUGUUAAUUUUGUCUGUCUGUACCAUCUGUCACAUGUCUUUAUAGAAACGUCACGCUCGUGCCAGGUCUAUCCCGGUACCUGAUGGAGAUCUUACCUGGCUUUUUUCUGACGGACAAUUACAAGCCUGGAUAGAAACUGUGUUACAAGAAUGUGGUAUGGCAAGGUUAAGAGGAGUACCAGGAAAGCAUGAAGCUGUAGUACUGGUCUCAAGCUCUGCAUCUGGAAAUCACACCGCAAUAUGCAAGUUCCCAGGGACGUAGCUUGUUAAUGUUCUGCAGAUCCCUUGUGCUGCUCAGGGCUGAGUGGGGAUAGAAGAGCAGUGUUUGAUCAGACUAUGUUGGAUGGAGAGAGUGGAUUCCAUACCGUUGCAUGCUAGCCAGCCCCACUCCAAAACUUGUUGGGCGUAUGGAUGUGGAUGGAGGUAUUCAAAGCCCCAAACAGCCUCGCUCCAGAGACUCAAGGGUCCUAUGGUGAGUGAGGCCUUCACCUCCCUGAAACUGUAACUGCAACGGUGUGAACUGAGCUGUUUGUAUGAAAAGUCCCCAAGACUCUCUUCUCCCUUGAUCAACUCCCUUCCCUGCUCCCAAAUCCCACUUCUUAAUCAACUUCACUGUAUUGGCCUUGGGAUGACAUAGCUUCCAGACCUAUAGCACAAAGGACCAGAGAGGGGCACGCACGCACUUCCCCAUUGUAUUAAGAACAGAACCUUCAUCAGGAUGCGCCUAGCUGGGCCAAGGAGCUUGUCCCUGAACUGAGCUGUGCCAUGUGGCAGUGCCUAGGGCUCCCCCUGUGGCCACCGUCCUGUCUUGUGCCCGAUUUUUACUUUACUUGUGAAAUGUAACAAGUAUUACUAUUUCAUGGGGAAUCUUCUUUUUAUAAAAGGUAUUUUACAUAUGAAUUUUUUAGACUGUUUAUAAUAAUCUUGGAAAGCUGAAAUGGAAAUGUUCCCCCAACAAUAGUGUUCCUUUGUGUGCACCUGCUGUACUUUGUUUCUCACAAGGACUUUUGCCGGUAUUUUACCAAAUCAUUAGGUUUUUUGGGGUGGUAGUGGUAGGAUUGGGGACCACAUGAGGAAUGCCUCUGCAAACAAGGAAAAAUUGCUUAAAUCGUGGCCCUCCCAACCUUUGUGUCCCCUUUUAGUUACAUAUAAGAAAAGUUCCACUUGUAGAUUCUCUAGUAGGCUGACUGGCAUUCUGAACAUGCCAUGUACAAGUAUUUGUGGAUAAAGUGUUUGUUCUUGUGUCACUCUUGAGAGCAUGGAUGGAUAGUUGUAAAAUAGAAAGGAGAUUUUGAUACUGCUACUGAUAGUACCACUACAAAUCUGUACGACGAUGCAUAGUUACUUGCAUUGUCAAAGCAAAUGCAAUUGUCUGACUGUUUUAGCCAUAAUGAUUUUUCCAAGGAAAAUUGACAAAACAGUAGUUUACUCUAAAUGUCCUUCAGCUUGCUACUAAGGGCAUAUACAAGUAAUGAUUCAUCUGAAGGCUUCUGAGUAACAUGGAUGUGAGAGCAAGACACAGCUUUUCCUUUGUCCUUGGUCUUUGUAUGAAAGGGCAAAAGAGGGGGGCAGGAACACUGUCCAGUUGUCUUGGUCUGAUCUGUAUUAAGCCUGGAGGCUUGGACUACUGGCAUUUACUGUAGAAAUGGACAAAUGUUGCGAGCAGGUCGCAGUGCCGGUUAGGAAGAACAGUGGCCACAACAGUCAUGUAAGACGGGCUGUGAUGUGCCUGAACACACGGAAGUGCAAUGGUUUCCUCACAAGUUCUUCGACUGCUCCCCAAGGUGGGAGCAUCAGAACUAGUAAGGAGCGAUGAUGCAACAAUCUAGGACCGGUUCUUGUCAGAGACCUUUAACUUAUUUUGAUGGUAAAACAUGUAAACUUCCCCUUGUGGAACUUGUCCCAUCAUAUUCUCUGCAUGCAGAGACCUGUGUCAUUGUUGGUUCAGUAAAUUUCAAAUAUAAUGUUGUCCAGCAGCCACUAAUGGCUUGACAUGUACUAUAGCACAGUUGAUGUACUCAAAAGAAGCUUCCUUUAUCAUUUCAGGUGCCUGGCACUUGCUAGUUGACAUUUUGAAGGGUCAAAACUAGACACAACCAUUGUGCACCUUGUAAUGGUUAUUACUUUUAAAGAUAAAUUGAAAUCAGAUGGGUAUUGCUUUCAUGAGGCAUGAAAUAGCCAUCAAGAACUAAAGAGAUGAGUUUGCACUCCUAAAAGUGUAUAAGUACUUCAGCUUCUAGAUUUUUUUUUAAUUGUAUUUGCCUUGAAACUCGAGGUAUUAAAUACCUUGUCAUUUGAGGAUAUGAAAGGUUGUACUGGGAAAUGAAGUCUUCACGCAACUAUAAGAAAUUCAUCUGGCCCCCAAGAUUAAAAGAGAGAAGAAUAAUGUUUGUAAUAAGUUACAGGAUUGUUUCUGUCCUGAAUUUUAAACUUUUUGUUAAAUUUGUGGAAUUAUGGAGGAGUUUUCUAGAAAAACGUGAAUAAAGUAAGAUGGAAAGUAAAUCUGAUGGGGUAUGUUGUUUC
This is a messenger RNA of Pelodiscus sinensis (Chinese soft-shelled turtle), 5956 nucleotides long. NCBI's taxonomy places the organism in Eukaryota, Metazoa, Chordata, Testudines, Trionychidae. The record is from RefSeq and is a predicted model, not a curated record.